Aspergillus ochraceoroseus IBT 24754 is the source of this 1266-nucleotide messenger RNA. RefSeq lists its product as uncharacterized. Lineage: Eukaryota; Fungi; Ascomycota; Eurotiomycetes; Eurotiales; Aspergillaceae. The record is from RefSeq and is a predicted model, not a curated record. The transcript has 2 exons. The coding region runs from base 1 to 1266 and encodes 421 amino acids.
AUGUCAGCGGACUUGCUUGCGGAGUUUGGGAAUGGUGCAUCCCAUAAUCAGGCUGCAGGAUCUUCUCGCCAAGGAGCCGUCAAUUCUCAUACAAGCUCACUGGUCCCUGAUCUAGACACCUUGGAAGAUACAUCUCUCUCGAAAAUUCCCAGCGAGGACUUGUGGGAUUUUGGGGACUUUCAGAAAGCGCAGACCGAUAAUAGCAAUAAUGAUGUCCUUUUUGAUGCCACCUUGGAGAGGUUUUCAGAUGAUGAAAGUGAUUGGGGCGAAUUCGAGACUGCGGACUCGAAAUCUACCACUGUAUACGGGGGUCUCCAUUUGAUGGACUCGCUCGACUCACUAUCAAUUAAAGAGGAGCCAAAUCCAAAGAACAGCAACCGCCCAGGCAAACCAGUCGAUGGUAUCCCAAACACUUUGAGCAGUAGCUUAACGCUUAAGAGAGCAAAAAUACCCAUUGAAGACGAGUCUUUCGAGGAGUGGGCGGAUUUCACUGAUGGGCCUCCCAUAGAACCAGCCGAUGCAGAUGCCUCGAAGAAUUCGAAUGCCCAGAAAGUUUCCAACAAUGGAAGAGUUGCGGUACAAUCCCCAUUUGCCCCUGAAAAAAGAGAGGUACGGACAUUGCAGAGCCAACCGGCUCCAAGUACAUCUGCAGCUCAUGUCCGUCCUACAAACAUUCCUCCGCCAUCCAUCUUACUCGAGCUGUUUCCUCGGCUGUUUGAGCAACUUCGAAAAGAAGGUGCUGAAGCGAAGAACCCCCCCCAGAAAGAGGAGCAAGUGGAAGCCGUGGCUCUUUCUAUUCUAUACACCUUAAAAGCUGCCGCCAGAGUUGUUGCAGGCCGUCCCUUGCGAUGGAAGAGAGAUGCCAUUCUGAGCCAGAGCAUGAGAAUUGGGCCAGCACGAUCCGGAAAAGCCGGAGGCAUGAAGCUAAGCACGGUGAAUAAAAACGAGGAUAUCAAGGAACAGCAGGAGUCUGUCGAUGUGAUUAAUAUGUGGCGUGAUCGCUCAGCUUUUUUCAAUUCCAUCCUUCAGGCAGCCGGAAAGCGCCCGGUCCAGGUUAUUCAGGAGAACGCUCGAGCUAUGCCUGAACAAGGAGCCUUGAAAGCACCCCACGCAUGCGCCCUUUGCGGGUUGAAAAGGGACGAGAGACUCUCCAAGAUUGACGAUAAUGUAGAGGACAGCUUUGGGGAGUGGUGGACCGACCACUGGGGUCACACUGAUUGCCGACAAUUCUGGGAAACUAACAUGAUCUUACUCAACCAGCGAUAA